This is a messenger RNA of Drosophila bipectinata, 653 nucleotides long. RefSeq lists its product as uncharacterized. Lineage: Eukaryota; Metazoa; Arthropoda; Insecta; Diptera; Drosophilidae. The record is from RefSeq and is a predicted model, not a curated record.
AAAUAAAAAACAUAGAGAGAGAUAUAUAGAAAAAAUAGGAAUUGCACAAUGAGCUUGGCCAGUCGGGAGAUGAAUCCAGUUGUACUAAAUGAGAGCGACAGUCACGGCAGCUCCUCCACUGCCAGCAAGCUGGGAUUCCUUUACAGGCUGGACCGUCUGCUCCGACGCUGGCUACCGGGUUAUAGCUACUUGCGCGGCAAACGCCGAUCCGGCUCCGCCUCCGCCUCCUCGUUGCUUCUGGAGGGGAAGACCGGUUCCGGUGGGGGAACUGGUGGUGGACUGAAUACCAUACAAGAGCUGGGCAAUCGUUGUGGAAAACGUGGCAAUAACAAGAACGAGGUAUAUCUUGAUACGGGCAUUGCCAAGUCAGAGUUCUGUCUCCAACUGGAGGUACUGCUGCGCAACAAGAUGCUCAAGCAAAAGCAGCUGGAAAAGGAAAAGGAGAAGGAAAAGGAGAAAGAGAAGGCGAAGGAGCUGGAAAUGAAGCCAACAGGAUCUCCAUCGAUGACCACUAAUCUUCGUCAGUAAUUGAACCGCCAUUGCCACCAGAAGCACUUGUUCUUAAUUGUUCCAUUCAAAUAAAACUCCCUCUAUAUAUAUAUUUUUUAUAACCGACAAGCCACUCAUCAAUCAAACAAUCAAUCGAGUCAAUU